Nerophis lumbriciformis (worm pipefish) is the source of this 2820-nucleotide messenger RNA. Lineage: Eukaryota; Metazoa; Chordata; Actinopteri; Syngnathiformes; Syngnathidae. The record is from RefSeq and is a predicted model, not a curated record.
AUGCGAUUUGUUCUGUGUUAUCUGCUGCUUCUUGGACGCACAAGCGUCUUGUCCACCUACGGGCCCUAUCAACGAGCACAGAUGACCGGCGAUAUUUUGUUGGGAGGGCUCUUCCCCAUUCACUUUGGGGUGGCUUCCAAAGACCAAGAUCUGGCAGCACGUCCUGAGUCCACACAAUGCGUCAGGUUUAACUUCCGAGGUUUCCGCUGGCUGCAGGCUAUGAUAUUUGCAAUCGAGGAGAUCAACAACAGCAGCACUCUCCUGCCCAACAUCACUUUGGGCUACAGAAUCUUUGACACGUGUAAUGCUGUAUCAAAGGCCCUGGAGGCCACUCUUAGUUUUGUAGCCCAGAAUAAGAUAGACUCCUUGAAUUUGGAUGAAUUUUGCAACUGCACUGACCACAUCCCAUCCACUAUCGCAGUGGUAGGAGCUGCUGGAUCUGCUGUCUCCACAGCAGUGGCAAACCUAUUGGGACUGUUUUAUAUUCCACAGAUAAGCUAUGCUUCAUCCAGUCGCCUUCUAAGUAACAAGAACCAGUACAAGUCCUUCAUGAGAACAAUUCCUUCCGACGAGUCCCAGGCUACGGCACUGGCCGAUGUAAUUGAGUACUUUCAAUGGAACUGGGUCAUUGCCGUGGCCUCAGAUGAUGACUACGGACGGCCCGGUAUUGAGAAGUUUGAAAAAGAGAUGGAGGAAAGGGAUAUUUGCAUUCAUCUAAAUGAACUCAUCUCACAGUACAUGGAGGAGCACGAAAUCCAAGCGCUUGCCGACAGAAUUGAAAACUCCAGCGCCAAAGUUAUUGUGGUGUUCGCCAGUGGUCCAGAUAUGGAGCCUCUAAUUAAAGAGAUGGUCAGGAGAAACAUCACCGAUCGUACUUGGAUCGCUAGCGAAGCUUGGGCGAGCUCAUCCCUCAUUGCUAAACCUGAAUAUCUCGAUGUGGUGGCAGGUACUGUUGGUUUUGCUUUAAAGGCGGGGCAUAUUCCCGAGUUUAAAGAGUUCCUGCAGCAUGUCCAACCAAAGAAAGAUAAUCAUAAUGACUUUGUCAGGGAGUUUUGGGAAGAAACCUUCAACUGUUAUCUGAAGGACAGUCCAAGACUCCAAGAAAGUGACAAUGGUAGCACAAGUUUUAGGCCUUUGUGUACUGGUGACGAAGACAUCACAAGUGUGGAGACACCAUACCUGGACUACACCCACCUUCGUAUCUCCUACAAUGUAUACGUUGCGGUUUACUCCAUUGCACAGGCCCUGCAGAACGUAUUAACCUGUACACCUGGACAUGGGCUUUUUGCAAACAACUCCUGCGCCGAUAUAAAGAAAAUAGAAGCAUGGCAGGUACUAAAGCAGCUCAGACAUUUGAAAUAUCCCAACCGUGCUGGAGGAAAGAUGCAUUUAGAUGAUUUUGACUUGUCUGCAAACUACACCAUAAUCAACUGGCACAGGUCUGCUGAAGAUGGUUCUGUGGUGUUUGAAGAGGUUGGAUAUUAUAAUAUGCAUGCCAAGAGGGGAGCCAAGCUUGUCAUUGACAAGACAAAGAUUCUCUGGAAUGGAUACAGUUUGGAGGUGCCGUUCUCCAACUGCAGUGAGGAUUGUGAACCUGGUACCAGAAAGGGCAUUAUAGACAGUAUGCCAACGUGUUGCUUUGAAUGCACUGAAUGCUCAGAUGGAGAAUACAGUAACCAUAAAGAUGCCAGCAUUUGCAUCAAAUGUCCUAAUAACUCCUGGUCAAGUGGAAACCACACUUCUUGCUUUUUGAAGGAAAUAGAGUUUCUGUCCUGGACUGAGCCAUUUGGGAUAGCACUGGCCAUAUGCGCAGUAUUGGGGGUGGUCCUGACAGCUUUUGUGAUAGGAGUGUUUGUCAAGUUCCGCAACACUCCCAUAGUGAAGGCUACAAACCGAGAGCUGUCAUACUUGCUGCUCUUCUCGCUUAUCUGUUGCUUCUCCAGCUCACUUAUCUUUAUCGGGCAACCGCACGAUUGGAUGUGUCGUCUCCGUCAACCGGCUUUCGGUGUCAGUUUUGUUCUUUGCAUUUCUUGUAUUCUAGUCAAAACCAACAGAGUGCUAUUGGUUUUCGAGGCUAAGAUUCCGACCAGUUUCCACCGUAAAUGGUGGGGAUUAAACCUGCAGUUCCUUUUGGUGUUCCUCUUCACAUUUGUCCAAGUUAUGAUAUGCGUUGUGUGGCUUUACAACGCUCCCCCUUCCAGUUAUAUGAACCACGAUAUCGAUGAGAUUAUUUUCAUCACCUGCAACGAAGGCUCUGAGAUGGCUCUCGCGUUUCUCAUUGGCUACACAUGCCUCCUGGCGGCGGUCUGUUUCUUCUUUGCAUUCAAAUCCCGCAAACUUCCAGAAAAUUUCACGGAAGCCAAGUUUAUUACAUUUAGCAUGCUCAUAUUCUUCAUUGUUUGGAUCUCUUUCAUCCCCGCCUACUUUAGUACAUAUGGCAAGUUUGUUUCAGCAGUGGAGGUCAUUGCGAUUCUAGCAUCCAGCUUUGGGAUGCUAGCCUGUAUUUUCUUCAAUAAGGUGUACAUCAUCCUCUUCAAAUCUUCCAGGAACACCAUAGAGGAAGUUAGGUGCAGCACGGCAGCCCACGCCUUCAAAGUGGCCGCCAAAGCCACACUCAAACAGGGCACUGUGUCCAGAAAAAAGUCCGGUAGCAUAGGGGGCUCGUCCGCCUCCUCCCCGUCAUCCUCCAUCAGCCUUAAAACCAACGGGGAGGGUCGGGAGACACCAUCUGGAAGGCAAAAGCCAAGAGUAAGCUUCGGCAGCAGUACAGUCAUGUUGUCAUUAAGCUUCGAGGAGUCGAGAAGAAGUUCUUUGAUGUGA